Hibiscus syriacus is the source of this 700-nucleotide messenger RNA. RefSeq names its product agamous-like MADS-box protein AGL62. The transcript has a single exon. The record is from RefSeq and is a predicted model, not a curated record. NCBI's taxonomy places the organism in Eukaryota, Viridiplantae, Streptophyta, Magnoliopsida, Malvales, Malvaceae. The coding region runs from base 8 to 700 and encodes 230 amino acids. Gene Ontology annotation, molecular function: RNA polymerase II cis-regulatory region sequence-specific DNA binding; protein dimerization activity; DNA-binding transcription factor activity, RNA polymerase II-specific. Gene Ontology annotation, biological process: positive regulation of transcription by RNA polymerase II.
UAUAACAAUGGCAACUCCCAAGCAAACCAUAAGUAGCAACACCACCACCAGGGCAACUAGGGGCCGCCAGAAGAUUCAGAUAAAGAAACUCGAGAACGAAAGCAGCCGUCAGGUAACUUUCUCGAAACGCCGCAACGGGUUAUUCAAGAAAGCCAGCGAGCUUUGCGUGUUAUGCGGCGCGAACAUCGGGAUCAUCGUGUUCUCUCCCAAAGGAAAACCGUUUUGCUUUGGCCACCCGAACGUCGACGUGAUACUGGAUCGUUAUCUUAAUGGAAACCCUCUGGAAGACGCUGACAUUGCCUCGUGUUUCGAGGAGUUUAACGAGGAGUGUCGAGAGACGUUGGAGAAACUAGAGGUGGAAAAAGGGCGGACCAAGGAGAUAGAAAAGGAGAAUGAGGAUAAGAGAAACAAGGGAGAGUUUUGGUGGGAUGAGCCUAUUGAUAAUAAUAUGGGGAUUGAGGAACUUGAGACCUAUGCUAAUGCAAUGGAGGAGCUGAGGAAUAAUGUGGCUAACAGGGGUAAUUUACUGAUGGGAGAUGUUUUCGCCGCCACCGCCGCGACUACCACCACUGUGGCUAACCCGAGCGGCUUCGGGAAUGGCUUUGCUGUCCAAAACGGAGGUUUUGCCGUCGGAGAUGGUGACUUUGGUCUUGGUAUUGAAGGUUUUAAUUUCGAUCAUGGUCCUGACUUGGAUUAUUAA